Messenger RNA from Corythoichthys intestinalis (scribbled pipefish), 3554 nucleotides. RefSeq names its product ADAM metallopeptidase with thrombospondin type 1 motif, 17 (gene adamts17). The transcript has 22 exons. Gene Ontology annotation, molecular function: metalloendopeptidase activity. Gene Ontology annotation, cellular component: extracellular matrix. Bases 103 to 3405 code for a protein of 1100 amino acids. The record is from RefSeq and is a predicted model, not a curated record. Gene Ontology annotation, biological process: proteolysis; extracellular matrix organization. Lineage: Eukaryota; Metazoa; Chordata; Actinopteri; Syngnathiformes; Syngnathidae.
GUGUGCAAAGAAUCGCGCCGCUUCUCCGUCCCGGUCCGAAUUGUGGUCCCGGUCGUAGCGAGCGGCUCCGGUCCCGGUUCGGGAGCGGUUGUUGGCUUCGGCAUGCGGAGCGGCCGUGUGACGCGCCUGUUGGUGGCGCUGUUGUGCGCGGAAGUGUCCGCAGCGGCGGCGGCGGGCGGCGAUUCCCCGGAACGGACGGAAGUGGUCCCCGCGCUGCUGUCGGCGCUCGGCGCCCCCGAGCGGCUGCUGGUGUCGCUGGCGGCGUUCGGAGAGGACCUCCGACUCGACGCCCGGAGGAACGGAGACGGCGGGCCGCCGGUAGAGGAGCGCCGGGCCGGCCGGAGGUCGCCCGUCGCCGCGCCGAUGGACAGGAACCAGCUCUGCCUCUACUCGGGGACUGUCCGGGAUCGACCCGGGUCGCUGGUGUCCUUGACUGCCUGCGGAGGCCUGACAGCUCUGGUCCACUUGAGCGGCGAGGUUCUGCUCAUCCGCCCUCGGGAGGGCCACAACCUCACCGGCUUCGGGUCCUUCUCGGGAGUCCGACACGAGCUGCUGCGCCGGCGGGAAGCGUCGUCGCGAUGCGGUACGGCGCCGGAACGGGAAGCAGGCCAAAAGAAGCGGAAGCCUUCCGAGCUCGGCGAGGAAGCUCGCGGUAAGCGCGCGCCGGAGGACGAGUACACGGUGGAAACGCUGCUGGUGGCCGACUCCGACAUGGUCCGCUUCCACGGAGCGGACGCCGCUAAGAGGUUCUUGUUGACCGUCAUGAACAUGGUGUACAACAUGUUCCAGCACCAGAGUUUGGGCGUGAGGAUCAACAUUCGGCUCACCAAGUUGGUUCUGCUUCACAGCCGCCCCGAGAAGCUGAAGGUCGGCCAUCGCGGGGAGCGUUCGCUGGAGAGCUUCUGUCAGUGGCAACACCAAGAGUUCGGAAGGCCAGCGUACCUGGGAAACAAUCGCCUUCCCGUAGGACGCGAACAAGUCCCGGCCGUGGACGCCGCCGUGCUCGUCACCAGGACAGACUUCUGCGUGCACAAGGAGGAACCGUGUGACACUGUCGGUAUCGCGUAUCUGGGCGGGGCUUGCAGCGCUAAAAGAAAGUGCGUGUUGGCCGAGGACAACGGCCUCAACUUGGCCUUCACCAUCGCUCACGAGCUGGGACACAACAUGGGCAUGAGCCACGACGACGACCACGCGUCCUGCGGCGGCCACGCCUACAUCAUGUCCGGCGAGUGGCUGAAGGGACGCAACCCCAGCGACCUGUCGUGGUCGUCGUGCAGCCGCGACGACCUGGGCAAGUUCCUCAGGUCCGAGUCCAGCGCCUGUCUGGUGCACACGGACCCGAGGAGUCGCUACCAGCCGCGUCUUCCUCACAAGCUUCCGGGCAUGCAUUACGGCGCGGAGCAGCAGUGCCGGAUCCUCUUUGGAAACAACGCCACUUUCUGCACCGACAUGGAGCACCUGAUGUGCGCCGGCCUGUGGUGCCUGGUGGAGGGCGAGGUUUCCUGCAAGACCAAACUGGAUCCUCCGCUGGACGGAACUCAGUGCGGAGAGGAUAAGUGGUGCCGUGCGGGAGAGUGCGUGAGCAAGACGCCCAUUCCGCAGCACGUGGACGGAGACUGGAGUCCGUGGGGUCCCUGGAGCAUGUGCAGCCGCACCUGCGCCACCGGAGUCCAGUUCCGACAGAGGAAGUGCGACAACCCGCCGCCGGGUCCGGGCGGGCAGCCGUGCCAAAAGGCCAGCGUGGAGCACAAAGCCUGCGAAGGUCCCCCGUGCCCGAAGGGGACGCCGGGCUUCCGGGACCUUCAGUGUUUGUCUUACGACCGGCGCGCCGGCGGCAAAAAGGAGGGCCGCGUCUUGACGGCGGUCACGGACGACGAGAAGCCGUGCGCGUUGUUCUGCAGCCCGGCGGGUCGCGACCUUUCCGUGCUGAUGGCCGACAGGGUGAUGGACGGGACGCCGUGCGGACCCUACGAGGCCGACCUCUGCGUCAACGGCAGGUGUCGGAAAAUCGGCUGCGACGGCAUCAUCGGCUCCUCGUCCAGAGAGGACGUUUGCGGCGUCUGCAACGGAGACGGACGAUCGUGCUCCGUCGUCAGGGGGGACUUCAACCACACCAGAGGCAUGGGUAAGAAGCGGACAUCUUUCCGCCCGCUCGUCGGCUCGCUUCAUCCGACCGCUCGGGCCUCAGGAUACGUGGAGGCGGCGGUGAUUCCGGCCGGAGCGCGAAGGAUUAAAGUGGUGGAGGACAAACCUUUGCACAGCUUCCUAGCUCUGAAAGACGGCGGCGGCAGGAAGUCCAUCAACAGCGACUGGAAGAUCGAACUCCCGGGAGAGUUCCAGGUGGCCGGCACUACGGUCCGCUACGUCCGCAGAGGCCUGUGGGAGAAAAUGUCCGCCAGGGGCCCCACCGACACACCCCUGCAUCUCAUGGUGCUGCUGUUCCACGACCAAAGUUACGGGAUUCACUACGAGUACACCUUGUCCUUGAACGCCUCGCGAGACGACGAGCGCAAACGCGACGAUCCUCUUUACAUCUGGACACACAGCGGCUGGGACGCCUGCAGCGCGCACUGCGGAGGAGGCGAGAGGAGGACGACGGUGUCCUGCGCGCGUUUGGCGGACAAGUCGAGGGAGCCGGCGGAAGACGGGUUUUGCGGCGCCGAGACUCGGCCGCCGCCGCAAGUGGGGACGUGCAACCCUCAGCCCUGCGCUCACCGGUGGCUGACGGGCGAGUGGGACGCGUGCUCGGCCACGUGCGGCGAGGGCACGCAGCGGCGACGGGUAACGUGCGCGCUGGAGCGGCGCAACGGGUCGCUGACGCCGGCGGAGGACGCCGGCCGCUGCCCGGGGCCCCCGCCGCCGCCGCUGAGGGCCUGCGAGGGCCGUCUCUGCCUCGGCGUCUGGGAAGCGUCCGAGUGGUCGCAGUGUUCAGAGGGCUGCGGCACGGGGGUGCGCACUCGCACGGUCACGUGCGGCAACGCCGCCGGCCUCUGCGACCCGCCGGCUCGGCCCGCCGGCCGAGAAGCCUGCCGCGACCACUCGCGCUGCUACGAGUGGAAGACCGGCCAGUGGUCCAGGUGCUCGUCGUCUUGCGGGCGGGGACUGCAGUCGCGAGUGGUGCAGUGCAUGCACAAGGUGACGGGUCGCCACGGGGACGGGUGCCCGCCCGACCCGCGCCCGCCCGCCUACCGCCACUGCCGGGCCGAGGGGGCCUGCCGACGCGACGCCAACGCCAUCACUUCGCCCAGGCUAGCCGCCCUGACGUACAAGUGCUCCGGCGACCAGUGGCCCGUGUACUGCCGCGUCAUCCGCCAGAAGAACCUGUGCCAGGACAUGCGCUGGUACCAGCGCUGCUGCCAGACGUGCAGAGACUUUUACGCCGCCGAGACCGAGCGACCCGCUUGAAAACGCUCGCUUUGCCGCGCGCCCGAAAACAACGACCAAAAAAAAAAAAAAAAGACAAAAAGCCAAAGAAGGUACUUCUACUCAUAGAUAUCGCAUAUAUAUUUCAAAUGUUUGAAGCGGGAAGAGGACGAGACGGACGGCAGCCGAUG